AUGGAGAAUGUGAACUGGUUAACUCCUUUCUACAGUGUUAAAAAUGUAAUCAAGAAAUUAGACGAGUAUGUAGAUGACAUAAAUGCCAAUAUAGAGAAGCUAGGCACUCGUAGUCCUGUGUCUAAAUAUGUUCUUCCAGAUGAGAAUUUGAGGGGAAGAAAAGUUAUUCAUACAGUUGGCCCCAAGUAUGCUGUCAAGUACCAUACAGCCGCAGAAAAUUCCCUUAGCCAUUGCUAUCGGUCUUGCUUAGAGAUCCUAAUUGAAAAUGGACUACAACGUAUUGCAACUGGAUGUAUUUAUACUGAGGCCAAAAACUAUCCUCGUGAGCCUGCUGCACAUGUUGCCAUAAAGAUUGUGAAGAGCAUUCAAGCCUUAAAGGAUUCUCCUUUAUGCAAUGUUGCAAUAGUUCAUUUUCAAGUCUUCUUUUCUUUAACCUUUGCCUGCAGUGGUGAGACAGUUAUUGAUGAAAGGAAAAUCAGAAUAAAACCUUUGCCUGCACCUUCGGUAGCUGAUGCAACUCCUACAACAAUCUCAUUAGAUCUUCCAAUUUCUGAUGUUGGGUUGACUCUGAGCUUGGAAUCCUAUCUCGAUCCUACAUUUAUGUCAUUAAUUAAGGAUCCUGACCAGAGUAGGAUAGAGCAACAGGAAAGGGUGCCCAAACUCAAAGUGAUUUCAAUCGUGCCAAGCUUCUUGGAUGGUGACCUUAGUGGCCCACCACUCUCUGCUGCUGAAGAGUAA
Molecule: messenger RNA, 738 nt
Organism: Zingiber officinale
Lineage: Eukaryota; Viridiplantae; Streptophyta; Magnoliopsida; Zingiberales; Zingiberaceae
Product: ganglioside-induced differentiation-associated protein 2-like
Exons: 7
Coding region: 1-738 (245 amino acids)
Source: RefSeq, a predicted model, not a curated record